This is a messenger RNA of Passer montanus (Eurasian tree sparrow), 3976 nucleotides long. RefSeq names its product solute carrier family 7 member 5 (gene SLC7A5). The coding region runs from base 358 to 1932 and encodes 524 amino acids. The record is from RefSeq and is a predicted model, not a curated record. Gene Ontology annotation, cellular component: membrane. Gene Ontology annotation, biological process: amino acid transmembrane transport; neutral amino acid transport. The transcript is spliced from 10 exons. Gene Ontology annotation, molecular function: neutral L-amino acid transmembrane transporter activity; L-amino acid transmembrane transporter activity. Lineage: Eukaryota; Metazoa; Chordata; Aves; Passeriformes; Passeridae.
CACAGCGCCCAUGCAGGGCAGAGCGGCGCCGCUGUCCCCGCUCCCCUGCGGGCACCGAGUGCCACCCGGGGCCGAGCUGCGGGGUGGUGGCACUUUGCCUCCUCCUGUCCCCUUUCGGGGCUCGGGGACGCUCGGAGGGCCCCGUGCCGAGAGCGCUGCGGGGCUGACCGGGCACCCAGCGCCUGCCGCGCACCCCGGGGGCGCUGCAGCAUCCCCCGCCGCUCCUGCCCUCCUCCUGCCGCUCUCCUCCUCCUCCUCCUCCCCCCGGAAAGCAGCCCGGCCCACCGCCGCCGGAACAAAAGGGGCGGCCGAAGGUGGCGGCGUGGCCGCGCCCGCUGCUCCCGCCGCUCCGCCACCAUGUCCGCCAGCGGCGGCAGCUCCCCCGGCAAUGCCGUGAAGAAGCGGAGCCCCGCCGGCUCGGCCGCCUCGCUGGCGCAGGAGGACGAGAAGCAGGCGAGGGAGAAGAUGCUGGAAGGGGCGCAGGAAAACGGCUGUGCCCGCUCGCCAUCGCCCUGCGGCUCGGCGGAGGCGGAGGGGGUGACCCUGAAGCGGAACAUCACCCUGCUGAACGGCGUGGCCAUCAUCGUGGGCACCAUCAUCGGCUCCGGCAUCUUCGUCACCCCCACGGGCGUGCUGCGGGAGGCCGGCUCGCCGGGGCUCUCGCUCGUGGUCUGGGCCGUGUGCGGCGCCUUCUCCAUCGUGGGCGCUCUGUGCUACGCCGAGCUCGGCACCACCAUCACCAAGUCCGGCGGGGACUACGCCUACAUGCUGGAGGUGUACGGCUCCCUGCCCGCCUUCCUCAAGCUCUGGAUAGAGCUGCUCAUCAUCCGGCCCUCCUCGCAGUACAUCGUGGCUCUGGUGUUCGCCACCUACCUGCUCAAGCCCAUCUUCCCCACCUGCCCCGUGCCCGACGAGGCUGCCAAGCUGGUGGCGUGUCUGUGUGUCCUGCUGCUGACAGCUGUGAACUGCUACAGUGUCAAAGCUGCCACCCGUGUGCAGGACGCCUUCGCUGCGGCCAAGCUGCUGGCGCUGGCUCUCAUCAUCAUCCUGGGCUUCGUGCAGCUGGCAAAGGGUGAUGUGGAAAACCUGACCCCUGAGAAAUCCUUCGAGGGCACCAAGGUGGGCGUUGGGAACAUCGUGCUGGCUCUCUACAGCGGCCUCUUUGCCUAUGGAGGAUGGAAUUACUUGAAUUUUGUGACAGAAGAGAUGAUAAAUCCCUACAGAAACCUGCCCCUGGCUAUCAUCAUCUCCCUGCCUGUCGUCACGCUGGUGUAUGUGCUGACCAACUUGGCUUACUUCACCACGCUGAGCACCGAGCAGAUGCUGACGUCCGAGGCCGUGGCUGUGGAUUUUGGGAACUACCACCUCGGUGUCAUGUCCUGGAUCAUCCCUGUCUUUGUUGGGCUCUCGUGCUUUGGGUCUGUCAAUGGAUCUCUUUUCACUUCUUCCCGGCUGUUCUUCGUGGGAUCCCGAGAGGGGCACCUGCCUUCCAUCCUGUCCAUGAUCCACCCCCGGCUGCUCACCCCGGUCCCGUCCCUCGUGUUCACGUGUGUCAUGACCCUGCUCUAUGCCUUCUCCAACAACAUCUUCUCAGUCAUCAACUUCUUCAGCUUCUUCAACUGGCUGUGUGUGGCCCUGGCCAUCAUCGGGAUGAUGUGGCUGCGCUACAAGAAGCCAGAGCUGGAGAGGCCCAUCAAGGUGAACAUCUGCCUGCCCAUCUUCUUCAUCCUGGCCUGCCUGUUCCUCAUCGCCGUUUCCUUCUGGAUGACGCCCAAGGAGUGCGGGAUUGGCUUUGCCAUCAUCCUCAGUGGGAUCCCCAUUUACUUCUUCGGGGUCUGGUGGCAAAACAAGCCCAAGUGGGUUCUGCAAGGCAUCUUCUCCACCACCGUGCUGUGCCAGAAGCUGAUGGAAGUGGUUCCUCAGGAAUCCUAGGCAGGAGCAGCAGGGACUCUGAGCUCGAGGAAACGCACAACGUUGUUCUGAGAUGACACAAGGAUCCCACCCCUCACUCCCCAGUCCCUGGCACCGGAGCUGCCUCCUGCUGCCACCACUGCCCCGAGGCUCUGCUCAGCUCCUGCAGCCCCUCCAGCCCCUCCCAGCCCUGCAGAGCAGCCAGAAGUCCUUGGUACGAGCCAGGAGGAGGAAUUCCAAAGGGCACUUCCAGGGGGGUGCUGCCAGUGCCCUCUGUGUGUGUGUGAGGGCUGUGCCAGGCUCUGGGGGCUCCUUUGCUUUGGCUCUGGGAUCUGCUGGAGCCUGCUUUGAGUGUUCAGAGUGCCUGGGGGGAGCUGGGGCUGCCACGGAUUCCUGGGGGGUUCUGAGCUGCCUUACCUGGCCCGGGUGGGGGUGGGAAGCAGAGGUUGGCUGAUGUUGUCUCACUCCCCCAAACCCACACCCCCAUGUGCUGCUGGACACUGGACGUGGGGGGGCCUCAUCUGAGUGUCACUGUGCUCCUCACUCGGGGCCCCGCCACCCUUUGGAUUUGGAUCACCACUCUCAGAUCCAAGCCAGCUCCCUGCUGCUGAGCCAGUCCUCCAGGAUGCUCUUCCCCACAGUGCCCAUCCCUGGGAAUGAGCACUGAGGGGGGAAUUCCUGCUGGGAAACCCAGGAGCUGCAGUCAGCUGAGGCCAAGUCCUUGGCUUGCUCAUUCCAUGCUUUUCUGUGCCAGGCUUUCAUCCAGCAUGGGAUGAGCAGCUCUGUGCUCUCUCUCCUCAUGGCCCUGCUCAGGGAGCCAUGUUUGCCCCAUAACCAUCAGCAGAGAGAAAUAAAGGGUGGGGAUUGCCCUGGCACAUUCCCUGGGGUCUCUCCGUGCACUGCCUGGCGCUGUUCCCUUUGUCCUGCUGUGUUUCCUCUGGAAUGUGCCAUGGAGAUGGGAUCAACUGGCUCUGGGCUGUGGAGAAGGGCAGAUGCUCUGGCUGGCUGGAGCCCCCUUGGGCUGCUGGAGAUCAUGGAAUGGUUGGGUGGGAAGGGACCUUACAGCCCAUCCAGUGCCACCCCUGAAUGGCAGGGACACCUUCCACUGUCCCAGGCUGCUCCCAGCCCUGUCCAGCCUGGCCUUGGGCACUGCCAGGGAUCCAGGGGCAGCCACAGCUGCUCUGGGCACCUGUGCCAGGGCCUGCCCACUUCUGAAUAAGGAAAGUGAGCUCUGCUCUAAGGAGCAGGGCCUGGGGCUGAUCCUCCUUCGUGCACCAGGUCUGGCUUGCUGAGAUCCCAGCACCACCCUCCCGUUCCAGGAGCAAUCCCUGAGCACAAUCCAUGAUCUGCAUGUGAAAUCCUGGUUUGCUGCUGUGGGUGGUGCCAUCCCAUCCCUGAGCACCCCCAGAAUUCCUGUAGUUCCUGAGUAGUCAGCACUGUCCCCUUAGGGACACGUUGCUUCCUUUGGUCCAAAGUGUCACCUUUUGGAAAGCUGCAGUUCCUGAACCAUUUGCUCAUUGUGCCUCUGUGCUCUGACAUCACCUGGAAUUCUGGAAUUCAUUCUCACCUGGAAUUCUGACCUUUCCCCACUGGAGCUGCUUUGCUGUCUCUGUUGCAGAUCUUUGUGCUUGUGCUUUGUGCAGGUGGCUUGGUGAACUAUUUCCCAUUUUUUUUAAUCUUGGUCGUUGGGAAGCCGGGGUGCUCCGGGAGCUGUCGCUUCCCGUGGGUUCCCCUUGGAGCAGAGUUCUUUGGGGUGAAGGGGCAUUAAGGACACCAUGGUACUCCUCAGGCUUUGUCCUGGGAAGUUCUGCAGCACUGCAGGUGUGUUGGGGCAGGGGCAGCUCCUGCCCAGCUGUGUGGCCGUGUCCAGGUGCAGCUCCACACUCCCUCUUUGCCAGCCCCGUGUCCUGCUCCGAGGCAGGAAAAGGGGAGACAAUCAGCUCUUUAUUCCAUGGCAGCUGGGGUGGAGAUUCCCAAAUGAGCUCAGUGACAGUGUGGAGAUUCCCAAUGGCAGUGUGGAGAUUCCCAAUGCAGCUUUCUGGGAGCUGAGUUAAUCCAUGAGGAU